AUGGCACCUGUUCAGAAGAAAAAGCAGCAGCAGCAUCAGCAGACGACCUUGUCUACCUUCUUCAAGGUCCCUCCACCGUUACCCAGUCCUGUAGCCAGUACCAGCUCACCGAACCAACCCAGUGAUGAGGACGAUGUGGUUCGGCCUGCCGCCAAAAGACGAAAGAUCACUCCUGUCCCUCAAGAUAAGAUUGGACCAAGCGAGGAGGUUGCUGAAGAGAGCGAAGACAACAAUCGGACACUGCGACCAGUAGUGGCAAAUGGUCAAAGGACCUCAACACUCUCUACACAAAGAGCGUCAGACAGAACUGCUAAAUACAUCUUCUCGUCACCUUUGCAAGAGAAUCAAGAACCAGAGGACCCGAAUAGUCCCGAAAAACAGCGCAAGGAUGAACUGCAUCGUCGUUUUGUCAAGAAACUAGGCAAACCCGACAGCAUUGCCGAUAUCAAGAGACGCAACAAGCUGUUGGAGGACAAUGCCGAAGAACAGGAGGAAGAUGGUGACGAGGAUGUUGCGGAAGAGAUUCCCAAACCGAACUCCCGGGCAAAAGGUGGUGCAAAGAAAGGUGGCAGCAAACUUACACCUAUGGAAAAGCAAGUCAUUGACAUCAAGAAGAAACACAUGGAUACUGUCUUGGUGGUUGAAGUGGGAUAUAAAUUCCGCUUUUUUGGUGAGGAUGCACGCAUUGCAUCCAAGGAACUGAGUAUUUUCUGCAUUCCUGGCAAAUAUCGCUUUGAUGAACAUCCAUCGGAGGCUCAUUUAGACCGCUUUGCUUCUGCAAGCAUUCCAGUCCAUCGUCUCCAUGUUCAUGUCAAGCGUCUGGUAUCAGCUGGACACAAAGUCGGGGUCGUUCGCCAACUCGAAACUGCGGCACUCAAAGCUGUUGGCGAUAACAGAAACACGCCAUUUGUACGCAAACUCACGAACCUUUAUACCAAAGGUACAUAUAUCGACGAUAUCGAAGGCCUCGGGGAAGAUGGAAGAGGAGGUCCGGCUAUGCAAUCACCCUCUACUGGUUACCUGCUUUGCUUGACAGAGGUCAAUGUCAAAGGUCAAGGCAAUGAUGAAAAAGUACAUGUUGGUCUCAUUGCUGUUCAACCUGCCACCGGGGAUAUUAUCUACGAUGACUUUGAGGACGGCUUCAUGCGUAGUGAAAUCGAAACCCGACUUCUUCACAUUGCACCUUGCGAAUUUCUCAUCGUUGGCGAGCUCUCCAAAGCCACCGAAAAGCUAGUGGUGCAUUUGUCUGGAAGCAAGACAAAUGUGUUUGGCGACAAAAUCAGAGUUGAGAGGGUAGCAAAGGAGAAAACAAUUGCGGCACAGGCUAAUAACCAUAUCUCGACAUUCUAUGCUGAUCGAUUGAAUGAUUCGCAGUCGGAAUCAGAAAAGGCGGGCAAGAUCUUUGACAAGAUAUUGGGUCUGCCAGAGAAUGUAUCAAUUUGUCUGUCAUCGAUGAUCACUCAUCUAUCCGACUAUGGUCUUGAGCACGUUUUCCAGCUAACCAAACACUUUCAACCAUUCUCUGCGCGAUCACAUAUGUUAUUGAAUGGAAACACGCUGACAAGCCUGGAAAUUUAUCAAAACCAAACCGACCACUCAACGAAGGGAAGUCUAUAUUGGAUGAUGAAUCGUACUCAAACCAAAUUUGGAGGACGAUUGCUUCGUAAAUGGGUCGGUCGUCCUUUACUGGACAGAAAAUUGAUCGACGCACGUCUGAACGCUGUUGAGGAACUACUUGAUCCUGAAAAAACUGUUCUUGCCGAGAGAUUGAGGCGCGUUCUUUCGAAGGUGAAGAUCGACUUGGAGAAAAGUUUGAUACGGAUAUAUUAUGGUAAAUGUACAAGGCCAGAACUUCUCAAUGUUUUGCAAUCAUUGCAGUCACUUUCCAGUGAAUUCGCCCAUAUCAGUGAUGCAAACUCCACAGGGUUUGAUUCUGAUAUAAUAUCAGAAGCUAUGAUUUUGCUGCCCUUGAUACUUCCUGAAGUAUUGGGUUAUCUGAACAAGAUAAAUCUUCAAUCCGCAAAAGAAGACGACAAGUACAACUUCUUUCAAGAAGAGUACGAGACAGAUGCUAUCAGUGAGCAUCGCCUGGGCAUCAUUAGUGUCGAACACGACUUGGAUCAGUUUCGCACGACCGCCGCUGAACGGCUGGGGAAGAAAGGGGGGAUAAAAUACAAUACGGUUGCAGGAAUCGACUAUCUGAUCGAGGUCGAAAACAGUUCCGCAACAAUCAAAAAGGUGCCAGCAUCAUGGGCAAAGAUAUCGGGCACCAAGAAGCUCUCGAGAUUUCAUCCACCUGAAGUUGUGACACUCAUUCGCGAACGAGAUCAACAUAGAGAAAGUCUGGCUGCGGCAUGUGACGCAGCAUACAAAGAUAUGCUGGGCGACAUCAGCACGAAGUAUCAGGUUUUCCGUGAUACGAUACAGGGUCUCGCUACUCUUGAUUGCUUAGCAUCUUUGGCGAAUGUGGCUUCUCAACCGGGUUACAUUCGGCCAACAUUUACUGAUGGAACUGGUGUUGAAAUAGAAGGAGCCCGUCACCCCAUGGUCGAGCAAAUCCUGAUCGACUCCUACGUACCGAACAACAUCAAUCUGUCUCAGUCCACUAAUCGUGCACUACUGGUCACUGGGCCCAACAUGGGAGGCAAAUCAUCAUAUGUCCGCUCCGUCGCCCUGAUAGCCAUCAUGGCUCAAAUCGGGUCCUUCGUCCCAGCGACAUCUGCCACUUUAGGCAUUCUUGAUGCGGUCUUCACUCGCAUGGGUGCCUUUGACAAUAUGAUGUCUGGCGAAAGUACCUUUAUGGUCGAACUCAGCGAAACGAGCGAUAUCCUCAAGCUCGCUACAGAUCGCAGCCUGGUCGUGCUCGAUGAGCUCGGCCGCGGCACAAGCACCCACGACGGCGUUGCCAUUGCCGCAUCCGUCCUCGACUAUCUUGUCCGGGACCGCAAAUGCCUCACCCUCUUCAUCACGCAUUAUCAAAUGCUGGCGCGCAUGGCGAAUGGCUUUCCCCAUGGGGAAUUGAAGAACGUCCACAUGCGCUUCACUGAGGACGACGAAGAAGGAAGCGACAACGUUACAUUUCUCUAUGAAGUUGGCGAGGGUGUCGCACAUCGUAGCUACGGUUUGAACGUGGCGAGACUGGCGAAUAUCAGCCAGAAUGUCAUCGACGUUGCAAGAGAGCGGUCUGCGCUGCUAGAGCAAGAGACGAAGGUCAGGCAGAUGGGUGCGUUGGCUGGAUGGUUAUGUCCGUCAGAGGAUAAUGAUGAGGCACAUCAGAGUGUUAGCGCGGAUAGGCUCGACGCGUUGGUCGAGGGGAUUGAGAUGCUUUGA
This is a messenger RNA of Exophiala bonariae, 3330 nucleotides long. RefSeq names its product Mismatch repair protein msh3 (gene MSH3). Lineage: Eukaryota; Fungi; Ascomycota; Eurotiomycetes; Chaetothyriales; Herpotrichiellaceae. Gene Ontology annotation, molecular function: ATP-dependent DNA damage sensor activity; mismatched DNA binding; ATP binding. The transcript has a single exon. The record is from RefSeq and is a predicted model, not a curated record. Gene Ontology annotation, cellular component: nucleus. Gene Ontology annotation, biological process: mitotic recombination; mismatch repair. Bases 1 to 3330 code for a protein of 1109 amino acids.